UUGUGUGUGUUGUGUCCAACUUAUGGACCCAUUUUUUCUGCAAAUAAUUUUUUCUGCGGCGCUUUCAGUAAAUUGUUCCGAGACUUAAUUUGACUGGUUAUCCCACUCCAAUAAUUAUGUGCGUUAUGUCCAAUAAUGUAUCCAUUCAGAUGAUAAUUUCAGGAGCUCCUUCCACUCAUCUGGAUACCUACCUGUUGUGAACAGCCAGACAAUGAAGGUUGUUGCCUUGAUCAGUGGUGGCAAGGACAGCUGCUACAGCAUGCUACAAUGCGUGGCUGCUGGACAUGAAAUUGUUGCUUUAGCAAACUUAUGUCCAGAAACUAAAGAUGAGCUGGAUAGCUACAUGUAUCAGACUGUUGGCCAUCAAGGUGUUGAAUUAUACGCUGAAGCUAUGGGAUUGCCACUAUUUCGCAAGCCAACUCAAGGAAUAGCCUUGUUGCAUGACAAAGUUUACACACCAACUCCUCAAGAUGAGGUUGAAGAUCUUUUUCAGCUACUGGAGAAAGUGAAGAAAGAAAUAUCAGUUGAAGCCGUAGCUAGUGGGGCAGUUCUCUCGGACUAUCAGAGGCUUCGAGUUGAAAAUGUUUGUUCUCGUUUGGGAUUGGUCUCUCUUGCAUACCUGUGGAGGCGAGACCAAAGCGAACUAUUGCAAGAAAUGAUCGAUUGCAACGUAAAGGCUAUCAUCAUAAAAGUUGCUGCUCUAGGGCUUGAUCCAGUGAAACAUUUAGGCAUGCAGCUUGGAGAAAUUCAACCACACUUGCUAAAAAUGAAAGAGAAGUAUGGCUUGAAUGUUUGUGGUGAAGGAGGAGAAUAUGAAACUUUUACUUUAGAUUGCCCAUUGUUCACAAAAUCAGUGGUCAUCGAUGACUAUGAAACUGUGAUACAUUCUAAUGAUGCCAUAGCCCCUGUGGGAUAUCUAAAUUUUAAACAGAUGCGCCUGGUCAACAAACCUACUGAAAGCUCCGCAAACCUCGCUGAGAGGAUAUCUUUAUUGCCGAUCAAAGUUAAAAAUGCAGAAGAUUAUUUGAGCGACCUUGAAGUUGAAACCAUUGAUUAUUACAAUGAGGAUGAAGUUGACCAACAUAUUGGAGAAGAUAGUAAGGAUGUUGGAAGGAGUCCCAGCAUGAAACAAAUUGAUUCUGUUUGUAAUCCUGUGAAACUGGUAGAUGAUCCCUCAGUUUUUGGUAACAGCAGUGGAUGGACAUGGUUUAGUAAUAUUGUCGGCACUCAUGAAGAUAUCGGUACUGCAACCAAGAUUGCAUUAGAUAAACUAUGUGCCUUACUCAAUGACCGUCUUCUGUGCCCCUCAGAUUUAGUGGCUAUUACGCUAUAUGUACGCGAAAUGAGUGAAUAUGCCAAUAUCAAUAAAGCAUACUUAGAUAUUCUAAAUCAUCCAAAUCCACCAGUAAGGAUAUGUGUUGAAAUGUUAUUCGCCAAGGAAACUCCGAUUCUGAUAGAAGCACUGGCUUAUAAACUACCCGAAGGCAGUCAGACCCCCAAGAGACAUACAAUGCAUGUUCAGAGUAUUUCUCAUUGGGCGCCUGCAAAUAUUGGACCAUAUAGUCAAGCAGUCAGGGUUAAAGAUACCAUGUAUAUAGCAGGACAGAUUGCACUUGUACCAGGUACAAUGGUGCUAAUUGAUGGUGGAAUUAGGCGGCAAGCCCGUUUAGCUUUAAGGCAUGUUGGACGGCUCAUUCAAGCAAUGGAUCCUGAGUCUCGAUUGCGAGAUGUCGUACAGGGUGUCUGUUAUGUCACUAAUGUGGCACAUAUUCUCGCAGCCAAAGUUGAAUGGGAAAGGAAAACCAACAACGCCAUAAUCGAUUAUGUUGUUGUUCAACGGUUACCUCGAGAUGCCAGCGUCGAGUGGCACUUAUGGGCUCAUCGAGGCAAUUCCAGAUUUGAUUAUGAAGAAACCGGUUGUUGCAUAAAUGAUUACCGAAUAUCCAUUCGGCGACGAUGGAAUUAUGAAAAUACUGUCGCAACUGUAGUUUGUUACGUCUCUACUGGUUCCUCAGUUUCAAAUCCUGGCGUCAGUAAGUCAUCAACGUCAGAGUCAAAUUUACUGCCAAUAUCUGAAGAGGAUUUGGAGAAAAUAAUUCGUUACGCUAUUGGCAAGUUACUUCAAGGAGAUCAGACUCCCACUGAUUCCGUACUGAGUCUUCGUAUUUUUUAUAGGAUAGACAAGUCACUUGAGCUGGCUCAAAUACUUGAAGUGGUCUCUCAAAUCAAGGAGUUUAAAAUCUCUUCAUCUGUGAUACCUGUUUGCCAUUUACAUCAUCCUAAUACUUUUCUGUCCAUCAUUGUGAUUAAGCACGAUUGAAUCGUCCCCAUGAAUUUUGUUGAGCAUCCUAAUUAAUGCUCAGACCUACUCUAUUCAAGAAGUACAGACGAGUGCUUCUGUUGUUGAUGUGUUUUGUCUACAACUGUUUUGAAUGAAACGAUACUGAAUUAUUGUUAAAUUGUAAAUUGUUAUCCUUAUCUGUUCGAGUAUUUUAUUAUUCGAGCACUCAACUGUCCGAAGAGUUUCUUCUGCUUAGAAGUUUUCAGGACUACUAUUUUAAGCUUAAGUCUUCAGACAUUUCUGUGAUAGUUAUAGUAACGACUUAAUGUAAUGCUAUUGUUUUGUUAGUUUCAAUGCGAGGAACAAACAUAUUGCAAACAUUUUUAAGCAUAAGAAAAUACGUAAAAGAAAGUCCAAAAUAAAAAGAAAUCUGGUCAUUAGGAUUUAGGGUUAUUAUUAAUGAAUUAAUAUGGAUCAAUUGAUUGAAUGAUACAGUUGUUAUGCUGAUAAACUGAAGUUUAGUAUCUAUAGGCUUGACGUUUUCGUCAGAAAUCCUAGGAUUUGACCAACAUCUUAUUUUUACUUUUACUUAAAUAUGAAGGGAUUUUUGAAUUCGUUGUUACUUUUGUGAAAAUAAUUGUGAAACAACGGUAACUUUAAGCCGAAGUAAAUAUAGAUGAACGUUCAGCCAGAAAGGAUCUUAGUUCAGCUCUGAGUGAGCCUCAUAUAUUGUGCAUUUCGAUAAGAUAGGCAGCUCUUAAGUAAAUGUAAGUGGAACCUUUUUUGCAUAUUUUUAUCCAAUUAAUGUUGAAAUAAUACAGAUUGUUACAGCAUGACAGAUUACCCGUAAUAACAGCAGCUCUUUCUAAGUUCCUCUAAAUGUAUGCAAAAUUUUGACUUUAUGAAUCAGCAAAAACUGCUCAUUUAGAAGCUAAUUCUAAAUGAUGAAUUUAUUUUGAGCUUUUGUAUGGUCAUUCAUGGUUUUCUUCACACAACUCAUACAGGCACUAAGAUGAAAUUCUUAAACUUUAUUUGAAAUUCUCAAUUUUAUCAUCUCUCUCUUUUUUAAGUCCAUUCAUAGGGUGUCCUACAGGUCUGGAAAACCACAGAUUAUAUCAGGCGAGGGAAAAGUCAGGGGAUUUUAUGAAUAAGACUGGCAUUUUGAAAAAUCUGGUAUCAUGUGGAAUAACACCUGUGUUGUCCACACAACUAGACUGAUUGUGAGUCUCAAUCUGGUUCGGUACUCAAUGCUCUGUAGAGGAAUAAUUUUCAACAAGAAAUUGCAAUUUUAGUUACCUAAUUGAAUGAUGAACAACUGAAGAAAAGAUUCUCACAUGUGUUUGUCAUCCGUCACAAAGUUAAUUCCAAAAUUUUUUUAAUUUUCAGUUCUACACUUUUAAAAUUAUCAAUGUGAAAAAUCAAGAGAAUUUUGACUGUUUUGAGCAGAGAAAACCUGGAAAAGUCAGAGAAUAUGUAUGAUACUCUGCACUAAAUUAUUUGAAGCUCGAUUGCAUGGUUAUGUAAGUUAGUUCCUUUUGGUUGUAGUUGAUCUACUCAUAGGCUUGAACACCUCUGCACAUCUAGCUACCACUGCUGUGUGACGUUCCUCAUUGCCUUGUGCAGUGUCUCACCAACCAUGAAUUUUCCAUGUACCUUCAAUUCUUACUUUAAACUAAUUUUACAACCAGGCAGCGAGAAAAAAAAGGGGGGGGAAUACCAAAUAAGUAAUUAAUUUCCUUGCUUUAUCCGUGAAUGAACUGCUAUUCUUACCUUAGCUACCACUUUAUACAUUUAAAUAGGAGAAUUUCAAUUUUAAGACCAGGAGUAAUCUAUCAAACUUCCUUGUCUGAAUCAAAGACCGUCUGACAAUAUGGUUUUGGACUAAGUCAGGAACCGGCAGACUGGAAAUCUAAAUGGAAAGUCCUUUGUUUUUUGUCUAUUCAUUUAAUAAUGCCCUCUCUUUCCCUUUCAGGGAAGAAGUGUUUAAUUUCCGAUCACCAAUUUUGCUAGGUACAUAUAACGAGGAUAAUCAAAAAGGAGCUUCAUUUAUUUACUCUUUUGAAGCAAUGAAUUACAUGAAAUCAUGUAAUUCAUCAUUUCUUAAAAUGAAUGAAAAAACGGUAAGGUAAAAAAACUACCCAUUGCCGGUGAAACUGCAGGAAGGCUUACCUUGGUUAGCGACGUUGCAGAAUGCUUGUCAUACUUUUUAUUUUUUAAAUGUAAAAAUACCAGUGUUUUCUCCCAUAAAAUGAAAUGGAAGUGGAGAUUUUGAAACAAUGUAUACAAGAUAUGUAUUCCUGCAGUUCCACUGUUGUCAUGCUUUUUCACCUCACCUUUUUGUUUUUGUUUUGUUUCUUCUGAUCUGUGUACCUACUCUAAAUUCAUAAACAUACUGAUUAUUGUCAAACGGAAAAAUGUUCAAUUAGAAAACUUCCCUUUAGUUUAUAUUAGACAUGGAAUAUAUACAUUUAAUUUUUUCAAAAACAAUUGAUAACAGAGAGGGUGCAUUUUCAUUGUAAGAAAAUCAGGGUUUUCAGCUGUUGAAAAAAAAGUAAUUAAAUUUUGAUUUUCGAGACACCA
Bemisia tabaci is the source of this 4861-nucleotide messenger RNA. RefSeq lists its product as uncharacterized. NCBI's taxonomy places the organism in Eukaryota, Metazoa, Arthropoda, Insecta, Hemiptera, Aleyrodidae. The record is from RefSeq and is a predicted model, not a curated record. Gene Ontology annotation, molecular function: diphthine-ammonia ligase activity. Gene Ontology annotation, biological process: protein histidyl modification to diphthamide.